AUGGAGCAACCACAUAAAGAUUUUGAAGAUAUAGUUAUCAAGUUGGCAAGAGAGGAUGAACAGAAAGACGAUAACAGCAAAUAUGAGGUUACCUUAUCGAAUCAUUGUCAAAAGAGUCAUUUGUUUAGUGUCAUUGCAGUACUAGCUCUUUAUUUAAUACCAGCAGGUCGUUGGGAUGAUUUAGAAUCAUCAUUGGAGACUAUGGUAAAUGGUGCACAGGAAGGAACAGCAGUACUAGAGAAUGUAAAAAUACUCAAAGUAGUUUUGUCACAGUAUGACUUUAAAGCAAAGAGACUAGAGUAUGAAAAUGCAAUCAAAGAAAUGCAGUCACUGUAUGCCCUUAGAAUAGAGAGACUUGACAUGUUUAUAAAGAUUCUCGAGAGCUCUGGUGGUGAAUUGACCUAUGAUCAGUAUAGAGAACAAAUACCCAGUCUGUUAUCAAUUCUCGAACACUUGGAUGGUAUGACUGAAGGAAAAUACAUUGAAAAGAUUGUAGGCAGUCUCUCAGAGAUCUAUAUGAGCGAAAAUCCAACGCCAACGCCAGCGACAGCGUGGAUCGAUAAACUCAUGCCAACGAUCAUAGACACAUUGAUCAAGGUGCUGGAUAGGAAUCAACGUAAAAAGGGUUUUGCAGACAAAAAAACUAAAGGCAUGGUAUACGGUUUUUUGUUGGACGUUGCCGAGAAUGACAACGACACUCAAAUUCUAUUUACCGACAGUCACCUUGAAAGAAUGGUCGCUCUUUUGUACGAGUGGUUGGCUCAAGUCGACGAUGAAAAAGAGUGGACCGAUGGUUACGAUCCUGGUGUGGUGAGAGAUAAGGUAAAUCUUAAUAUCAAUGAAGAGCAGGAAAGCGACCUUUACAAAGAUCAAUUCACCUAUCUUGAGGGUAAACCGGUUGAAGCUGAUGCAAGCUUUCUGCGAUUCGUAGCUUCAUUUCUUGACCGCGUACAAGAGCCCGUUUUCAAACAUUUCAACAGCAUGUUAAACUCUCAUUGGAAGCAAAGAUACGCAGCACUGGUUAGUUUAUCUAAAUUUUGUUCAUUUUUUAGUGAUCGUGUUGUACAACAAUUUCCAUUUAUAUUAAAGACAAUAUUAAAAUCAGUUGAAGAUAAAAAUAUUCAAGUUAGAUGGGCAUCAUUACAAUGUUUGGUUAGAUUACCAAAUUAUCAAAAAUUGAUGAUUGUUUCGAGAGAAAAAAUAAUUGACGUCAUUGACAAAUUAAUUGGUGAACCAAAUGAACGCAUUCAAGUGAGUUGUUGUCUGUUGGUUCAAUCCAUGACGGAUUCAUUGUUGGAAAAAGAUAUGAUCAAUGAGACUACUCUGUUUGGUUUAUGUAGGUCAUUUGAAACAUUAUUGCAAUCACAAAAUAUACACUAUAUUGAAAGUGCAUUAUCGUCAUUAAUGUCGGUUAUUUAUAUUUUUAACAAAAGAUUAAGACCUUAUUUUGGAAAUAUAGGUUCUAUUCUAUUAUCAAUGUUGGAGAGAUAUCAAAGUCUUGCAACAAUGGAAUCAAGAUUAUUACGUUGUCGUGCAAUCAAGGCGAUAGCAUUGUGUCAUCAAGUAAUGGACAAAAAGACAUAUUCAAAGUACAUGCACGAGUUUAUGAUGGUUGUUAAAAAGAAUGAACGAUCAUUUGAUUUGACUGUCGAUGUCGUAAGAGUAUCACGAAUGCUUAUUUCAACGAUUGGAUUGUUAUUUGCAGAGUAUUUACCCAUUAUAAUUGGUAUGGUUGUUAGAGUACUAGAGACACCAUUACCAAACCAACAACAACAACAACAACAACAACAACAAUUGGAAAUGACAGAAUCAUUACCACAAGAUGUCAGGGGAAUAGUGUUGGUGCUCAAGUCAUUACACAUCAUUACUGAGGAUUGUCAGAGUCCACAAACGCACUAUAAUGACAAUAUUUCCCAAAUGUUGGCACCAUUUGUCGAUGUCUUGGUCGAUCCAAUAUGCAAAUUGGCAAGGAACCCAUUCAACAACAUCAUUCAACUUUUUUCCUAUUCCACCUUGCCCGGUUUGGUCAAGAUGGUCAUGCGACAUUAUGGUGCCGAUAGUGACAAGACAAUCGAGAUGGUUGGCAAGGUAUACGAAUUGGUACUUUGGUCAUGUCCACUCGAGAUUGACUGGAAGGUGUUGAACAAACGAAUUAGCGUUGCUAUCAGUCUCAUUGGUUUGAUGUCGGAUGAAAUGUCAGUCUAUCAUAUCCAAUCGACAAUCGAUAUAUUUUUAAACAUAAAUGUCAGAAUGGACCAAAUUUUACAAAAGGUGCGAAACGACAACCAAGAGGUUACCAUUGGUGAGCAUCAAGAGGAUAUCCCCGUGUUAAUCGCCAAUGUAGUAUCCAAUAACUACGAGAUGCUUGCCGAGAUGGUCAGAGAUACCUGGGCAUUUAUCAAGCGAUCAAUCCAAUCAAAUUGGAAUACUAUUCCAUCACAAACAAGGAAACAACUAUCAACAAUAUUAUAA
Cavenderia fasciculata is the source of this 2472-nucleotide messenger RNA. RefSeq lists its product as uncharacterized. Gene Ontology annotation, cellular component: cytoplasm; nucleus. Lineage: Eukaryota; Evosea; Eumycetozoa; Acytosteliales; Cavenderiaceae. Gene Ontology annotation, biological process: protein import into nucleus. The transcript has 5 exons. The record is from RefSeq and is a predicted model, not a curated record. Gene Ontology annotation, molecular function: nuclear import signal receptor activity. Bases 1 to 2472 code for a protein of 823 amino acids.